AUCAAACCCAUAACAUUAGGGACGCCAGCAUCAUGCUCCAACAAGCUGGACCAUCAAAACCACUUAUUAAACAAAUACUAUUCUACAAUAUAGAAUAAUACAAAGAAAACUCACCGUGGCACUGCUGUGGCUAUCUCUAGCUCUGCAGACUGGCUCCAAUAAUGUGUCAGAAAGACAGGUUGAGGUACAGAUGGAGAGAGAGGUGGGGUUUCGUGGUUGAUUGUGUGUCUGUGUAUGUGUUUCAAUGAGUCAAUGCUGUACGUCACACAUCAAUCCCCUGCUCUGAGACAGAGCAGCCCGACAAAUGAAGAGUGGUUGGGGAAGUGAGGGAUGAGAGACAGAGACGAGAAAGAGGGCAAUUAUCUGAGAAGUCAACUGCUUGUAGAAGCGUAGGCGCACAUCUCCAUUGUGAGGAACACUAAAGGCAGCUUGUUAACUACUGAAAGACACAAACGCACCAGUUGAGGUACUUAACAAGCUGUUCAUUAUCACAUUUUCUGAGCUCAGAGCUGAGGUGGUUGCUAAUGGCACAUUGCCCUUGAGGGUCUGCAGAGGUCUGUCCUAGCACUCUAUUUUACAUAUCUAUGGCAGCACAGCGAAUGAAUAGACUAUCCUCACCGCAUAACUGAAUAACGGGUAGUGUGUGUGUGUGUGUGUGCUAUUUCAAAUAGGAAAAUCUAUAGGCCUCUAUCCCAAAGUGGGAGCAGAAAUGAUUGCCACCAUCUUAUUCCAUGUAAUUGGGAGUUUGGGGUGAACUAUUCCUUUAAAUAUAUACACUGUGCUUAUCAUUGUAAAUUCAACUUACCACGGGUAACCAAAGGAGGGAAGUGUGGUUUCAGGAGUGGCAUCUAUUUUUAGUGCAGCCACAUGCAUGAGACCAGGGUCUACUCUGCCUUUGAGAAACAGCAUGUUGUUGGUAUAGAUUUGCUGACUUAUACUGUGGACCAUUACUUUGGUAAGUGACAUCACUCAUAACCCUUUUUCCAGCAGUAAAGAGUAGGAGUGUGGAUCUUUGUUGUCACUAUUGGCAGUUUUGCAGCAAGUAGCCACAGACAGACACAUGGCUGUGGCAAUGAAUGGGAAUGUGUUGAGAAAGGUAAUACCAUUCUCCCACCAAAGUCAGUUAUAAACACGAUCUGAGAGCAUCAGUUAAAUGUAGUGGACGUGCAUUUAAUAGGCUAGUACAGUAGGCUACCUUAGAACCAUAGUGGUAGUAGCACUGUAGUAAUACUGUAUUUAGGUUGAUUGGUGGUAUUGUACCAGUAUGACAACUCCUGCUAUUCAUCAGAUCUGUCUAAUUCAUGUUCUAAACACUACGCGCUGUAUCCCUCUAGCUCUUUUCCUCCAUGUAUCCAUUCACUCUCCCUCCUGCUUUCCCCAUCUGUGCUUUUCUCACAUGCUUUCAUUGCAAAAGAAGGCUACUAGGUAAAGCCUUAUCACACUCCCUCUGACAGAACUUUGACCAGCCAAGCAGACCUCUCUGACCUCUGAGAACCUGCCUCUUAUUGGCUGAGAAUUCCAUUGACCCCACCCUUCCCUGUCCUCCAGAAGCAAGCAGUGUGAAUCUUGUGCCUCUGCCACUGCUGUGUUCCAAGCGGUGGACGAGACAGCUAAGUUGUAAGUAACCAUGAGCCGAGCCUGGGCCUUGUUUAAGGCCCACCCCUACAUCAGCAACGUGGUCGGAUACACAACCCUGUUCGCAUCCGCGGACCUCAUACAGCAAAGCAUGCUUGGAGGGAAACAGAGUGGUGGAUUUAACACAGACAAGGGAACACUCACCAUCCAUGACUUAGAGGGGGCCAAGCUUAACAUGGAGGGAACCAAUAAUUCCACUGGUACUAAAAGUGUCACAACAUGGGCUGAUAUUGACUGGUCCCAGACCGCUCGAGUGGCCUUUGUUGGGUUCUGUUUCCAUGCCAAUUUCAACUACCAUUGGCUGAAGGGGCUGGAGAGGAUGUUGCCAGGGAGAGGGGCCAAAAGGGUGUCGGGGAAGGUAGUGCUGGAUCAACUGGUUGCUGCCCCCGCUACUAUCAGUGCCUUCUUCAUAGGUCUUAGUGUAUUAGAAAACAAAGAGGACCCAUUGGAAAACUGGAGGGAGAAAUUCUGGACUUCAUACAAGACUGGAGUGGUCUACUGGUCAACAAUGCAGGCAUUGAAUUUCUCCCUGGUUCCCCCAGUUGCUCGUACAGUGUUUGUGGGUGGCAUCACACUGGUGUGGACAGUAUUCCUGUGCCAUUUCAGACAGCAGAAAGAUGAUACACAAACCAAACCCCCCUCUCACUGAUAUGGAUGUUAUUGGAUGAGUUGUGUGAUGAGAAAAUGUGACAAUUAUUUAAUUGAAUAGCUUUUAUGUGUUGCACGCUUAUAACUUGAUUAAAGUAGUUAUUUUAAAGAAUGUGUUUUUCAUCUUUGCAUGAUGGCAGGUAGACUAGCAGUUAAGAGCGUUGGGCCACUAACUGGAAGGACGCUGGUUCGAAUCCCCGAGCCUACUGACAUACCUGUUGAUGUGCCCUUGAGCAAGGCACUUAACCCUAAUUGCUCCUGUAAGUCGCUCUGGAUGAGAGCAUCUGCUAAAUGAAAGCAAAAAAUAUAUAUAUAGAUACACAGUUGAAGUCGGAGCCAAAUACAUUUAAACUAAAUUCUUCACAGUUCCUGACAUUUAAUCCCAGUAAAAAUUCUGUCUUAGGUCAGUUAGGAUCACCACUUUAUUUUAAGAAUGUGAAAUGUCAGAAUAAUAGUAGAGAGAAUCGUUUAUUUCAGCUUUUAUUUCUUUCAUCACAUUCCCAGUGGUUCGGAAGU
Messenger RNA from Salvelinus fontinalis (brook trout), 2799 nucleotides. RefSeq lists its product as uncharacterized. Gene Ontology annotation, cellular component: membrane; cytoplasm. The record is from RefSeq and is a predicted model, not a curated record. The transcript has 5 exons. The coding region runs from base 1628 to 2284 and encodes 218 amino acids. Lineage: Eukaryota; Metazoa; Chordata; Actinopteri; Salmoniformes; Salmonidae.